ACCGCCUCUCUCUGCGCUGGCUUCCAGUUUUGCGCCAGAAAACCGCAUGGAAAAAACCCAACAACUCGGCUGAUUUAUUUCGCUUCUCUUCAUGUGACUUCUAUUAAAAUCAAUCCCGGAGCCGAUUGCAAAAGAAGAAAUUGGUGUCCUAGUGCAAACAACGGCCAGCGAGGGCCUACCAGGGUCCGCGGCUGCACCUCUGCGAAGCUGGGUGGGAGGGUGCGUCUCUGCAGCCGUGUGAGAUUGCAAAGAGACUCUUAGUUGCACGCUGCCAAGGCUUGUGCACCAUUGCCCCUCGGCUCCGGCGUGGCCAGGCGACUUGGGCUGCAAACGGACCGGCCGUGAAAUCGUGGAGAAGCAGGUCCAGGCUGCUCGGCAGGGACUUCGGACACGUGCGGGACAGGAGAGAAACCAGCGGCGCGUUUGCAACGGCGCCUCCUGCAGGCCCAAUCCGGGCGGGGCGAAUGCACUAACCUCUGCCCCCCCCCCCGGAGGGGGUCCCAGCACUGUUGUAAAAACUUGGGGGAGGCGCCCUUAAAAGCCAGGAGGUCGUGAAACGGGAGAGGAAUGAACUCCUGGGAAGGACAUGAUCCGAGCGCAGAGCGGGUGUGAAACCCUGGGCACCCCCGAAGCUCGGCACUCCAAAAGAGCGUGUGUCUUGAAUUGCCCACCCCCCCAAAAGGACAGGUGCAGCGACAAAACCCAGGCACCCCCAAAGCUCUGCCCCCCGAAGCGGGCGGGCCGUGUUGGCGUUGCAGACAGGGCCGGGAGGGGGGCCAUGCCUUAACUCUGCCGUUCCCGGAGUUGGCGCGCCAUGGAGGAGACGGCCGCCGAGGGCGACCCGCCCAUGGCUGAUGUCCGUCUGUGCGGACACCUGCGGAAACAGAAGUCUCAGCGGCGCCGGUUUUUCGUGCUGCGGGCGCCCAGCGAGCGGGGACCCGCCCGCCUGGAGUACUACGACAGCGAGAAGAAAUUCGGGGCUGGCGGCGCCCGCCCCAAACGCAGCUUCCCCCUGGCCAGCGCCCUGAACAUCAACAAGCGGGCGGACGCCCGGCACCGGCACCUCAUCGUGCUGUACGGCCGGGACGGCACCUUCGGGCUGGCGGCCGAGAGCGCGGAGCAGCAGGAGGCCUGGUACCGCGCCAUGAUGGAGCUACGUGCCGCGGGCCUGUCGCAGCUGGGGAGCGGGGCGGCGUCGCCCUUCCGGGAGGUCUGGCAGGUGAGCCUGCGCCCCAAGGGGCUGGGGCAGGCCAGGAACCUGGUCGGCGUGUACCGGCUGUGCCUGGCGGAGAGCACGGUGGAGCUGGUGCAGCUCAGCGCCCCGGCCCCCUGCCUGGUGCUGCAGCUGCUGAGCAUCCGGCGCUGCGGCCACUCGGAGAACUACUUCUUCCUGGAGGUGGGGCGCUCGGCCGCCACGGGCCCCGGCGAGCUGUGGAUGCAGGUGGAGGACCUGGUGGUGGCCCGGCACAUCCACGAGACCAUCCUGGAGGCCAUGAAGCGGCUGAGUGAGGAGUGCCGGGUGCGAGGCCGGGGCCAGGCCUCCGCCCCCAUCUCGGUGCCGGCCCGGCGCCUGCCGCCCGCCCAGCCGCCGAGCUCCGGGCGCCGCCGGCCCGACGGGGACUAUGCCCUGGCGUCGUCGGACGAGGGCGGAUCCUCCAGCCCUGGGGAGGGGCGCCCGGCUGGCAGCCCGGAGCCGGCCGGCUCCCCGGAGCGGCCGUCGCUGCCACCCUUGGCCGGGCGGAGGAAGCCAGGGUGGUGCCCGGAAUCCGGCUACAUGGCCAUGCUGCCCGGAGCGGCCCUGGGGCAGCCGGAUUACGUGCCCAUGAGCCCCGGCGGCGUCUCUCCACCCCGGGGCGAAGCCGCCGGCUACAUGCUCAUGUCCCCCAGCGGGAGCUGGGCGCCCGAGUACGUGAACAUGUCCCCGCUGUGGCGCUCGGCCGGCAGCACCCCCCCGCGCCGCAGCCCCCCGCCCGGCGCCCCCGGGGAGGCCCCGUGCCCCUUCCGCUCCCUGCCGCGCUCCUACAAGCACGGGGCCUGCCUGGCCGUGCCCGGGCGCCUCUCCUCCUGCUCCUCCUCCACCAGCAGCGAGAGCCUGGAGGAGCCAGUGCCCCCGAGCCCCGGGGAGUACGUCAGCAUCGAAUACCGGCCCAUCCCGGGCCAGCCGGCGAGGGUGGAGCCCGGCGGGCGGUGCUGCGGGGAGCGGGGCCCCCCAGCCUGGGAGGAGCCGGGACUCAACUACAUCGCCCUGGACCUGGCCCGGGGAGGAGGCGGCCUGGACGGGCACCCUCGGGCGGCCGGUGGCCCCAGCCCCCAGGCCUACGCCAGCAUCGACUUCCACCGCUCCCAGGAGCUGCGGGGACGCCGGGGCGGAAGGGACGGGCCAGAGUGCUGACCCCUUUGCUGUCCAUGCGGCCUGGUGACUUUGUGGCUCCCCUGACUCAGGACCAGUGCUCCACCCCAGAGCUGGUCGCAUUGAGACACCUGAUACCUCCGCAGACGACGCGCCUCGGUUUCCUCCCGAUGGACCGUGAACCCCUUUAAGUGCCUUUGUUUUUGGGGUGCGGCUCUCGGGGGUGUGUGUGUGUGGAGAACAAGCCAAAGAUGGACUUAUAUUUUGGAGGGGCUGGUGCCUUGCACUCCGGGUGUCCUUUGGUUCUGCUGGGGGGACACCACAGAACCUGACCAUGGGCUUGAGGUUUCAAGGUCACCCCCCCGUUUUGGGGGAAUUCCUCUGCACCAAAGCCAAUUCUUUACUCCUCUUUUUUUGGGGGGGGGUAUCUCCCCA
Molecule: messenger RNA, 2785 nt
Organism: Gopherus flavomarginatus (Mexican gopher tortoise)
Lineage: Eukaryota; Metazoa; Chordata; Testudines; Testudinidae
Product: insulin receptor substrate 1-like
Exons: 3
Coding region: 815-2392 (525 amino acids)
Biological process (GO): insulin receptor signaling pathway
Cellular component (GO): plasma membrane; cytosol
Molecular function (GO): phosphatidylinositol 3-kinase binding; insulin receptor binding
Source: RefSeq, a predicted model, not a curated record